AUGGCGCUAUCGAGGCAGGAUCCACGUCUUGCCCUUUAUUGCGAAAGACAAGACGAUAUAUCGCAACUUGUCCGGCGUUUUGUAUUGUUUUUCUUCUACGAGGAUCGUUCCAUUGAAAUGCGGGAAAUUCCCAAGAAUGUGCUUUAUCUCAGGCGCGCCCCCUUCCCUCACUUGAAGAAAGAUGAUUUUACUCUCGGUGCGUCUCUGACAAUAAAUGGUGGAAUUGUUAAAAUUACCGACUACGCGGAUGAGGUAACACGUGUGUUGUGUGAAAAGAAGAGUGAGUUCACGGUGGUGCUUUUAGGGGAUUCGCUGUUCCCACGGCUGGGCCAUUACUUGGCCAUACUCACGGAAGAGUGUGAUUUUACUAUUUCUUCCAUGCAAAUGGCAUGGCUACAUGAAGGCACCUCGGAGAAGUAUAGUCUGCCUGAAGAGCUCACAGAUUCCCGCUUGGUUGCAGCAUGUUGUGUGCGCGCCGACGCUAUUCAAAAGGGACUAGAUUACGUAAAACGCAUACCUGGCGCAUUUGCAGCGAGUGAUGAGAAUGAGGCUAAAAAAUGGGCACAGUUAGUGGAGCAUGUGAGCCGAGAUCCAGUUGCCAUUCGGGGGGAUUCUCGCUGCUCUGUGGUUAUUGUGAAACCACAUGCUGUACAAAGCCACGCUGCUGGCGUUAUCCUUCAGCAGCUGGUUGAUACGGGACUUGAGCUGACGGCAUUAAUGCUUGCCAACCUUUCUUCACGCGUAGUGGAUAACUUUCUUGAGCCGUACAAGGGUGUGCUUUCCGAUUUUGGGGAGUCGGCUAAGGCCCUGACUGGUUUGGUUUGGAUUCUUCAGCUGGUAUCGCUAGAUGAUAGCGUUGACGUGGUACAUCUCGUGCGUGAAGUCUGCGGCCCCUUUGAUCCGGCAUUUGCAAAGGAGCUACGGCCCAAGUCUAUCCGCGCAAGAUUUGGCGUGGAUCGUGCGAACAAUGCGGUGCAUUGUUGUGAUCUACCCGAAGAAGGGCCAAUUUACACGAGUUUCUUCUUUGACUCCAUAAAUGUAGAGGAGUGA
This is a messenger RNA of Trypanosoma cruzi, 1050 nucleotides long. RefSeq lists its product as uncharacterized. The transcript has a single exon. Gene Ontology annotation, cellular component: centrosome. NCBI's taxonomy places the organism in Eukaryota, Euglenozoa, Kinetoplastea, Trypanosomatida, Trypanosomatidae. The coding region runs from base 1 to 1050 and encodes 349 amino acids. The record is from RefSeq and is a predicted model, not a curated record.